AUGUCACCCGGGGAAUCCUCGGAACCACGGUCUCUGAUUAUGUCACUUCCCGAAGACGUCAUCGUUGACAUCAUAGCGCGUGUACCAAGAUUCGACUAUCCAACACUUUCCCUCGUUUCUAAGCAUUUCCGGUCACUUGUUGCGUCGUCUGAGCUAUACGCGAGACGAUCCUUGUUGGAGUGCGCUGAACACUGUCUCUAUGUUUUCAUCUAUUGCCGGUGGUAUAUUCUCUGCCGCAAACCAGACGGCAAUCACCGCUUAGUCCUUAUCUCGUCGCUUCCCGCUUUGCAUGGCACUGAGAGCUUUGUCGUGGUUGGUUCGAGGAUAUAUGUGAUUGGUGGUGGGAUUCCAUCGAGUGCCUUUAGUAUCGACUGUAUAUCUCACACGGUGCAAAACCUCCCUAGUAUGCCUACACGCAUGACUCAUACAGUCGCUGGCGUCAUUGAUGGGAAAAAUGCGUGUGUGGUCGAUGACGUAUUGUACUAUCACGAUUCAGUUGAGAAUCGUUUAAGAACGUAUGAUCCAAAGCAGAGGUGUUGGGGAGUGGUUAAUGGUAUGGAAGACUUGUUGGGUGAGAUGACAAGUUUAUUGUGGUCAGAGACUGUGAGUUACGGUGGGAAAUUGGCUUUGUUUUUUCCUAGUAAAAAUGUGAUUUGGACCAUUUGGUGUGCGGAGAUUUCGCUGGAAAGAAGACGAGGAGGAGAGAUUUGGGGUAAAGUUGAGUGGUGUGGUCAGGUUUUGGACCCUGGACGUUUCUACGUAGGAGAAUCUCUAGCUGUUAUGGUUUGA
Messenger RNA from Microthlaspi erraticum, 789 nucleotides. The record is from the annotation of a GenBank genome assembly. NCBI's taxonomy places the organism in Eukaryota, Viridiplantae, Streptophyta, Magnoliopsida, Brassicales, Brassicaceae.